GGGCGCAGGAGCCAGCGCCUCUGGUAGCUCCUGGCCAAUGAAGGGACGGGGUGGUCUAGACACCGGUGCCCACAGGACCCACGACAAGGGAGAGGCUCUAAGCAGGGUCAUGGCCAAGGCUGCAGAGCCCUGUCAAAAGCCCUGAUCUCCCUGCAGCACCCAGCCUCUGAGAGACAGCCCAGAAGUUCGCAUCCUGACAACUCGAAAGCUCCCAUCUGGACAAUAACUCCACGUGUCCCAGCUAUGGCUGGUGAUUCUAGGAAUGCCAUGAACCAGGACAUGGAGAUUGGGGUGACUUCCCAGAACCCCACGAAGAUUCCGAAGCAGGCUCGUGAUUAUGUACCCAUUGCCACCGACCGCACUCGCCUGCUGGCCGAAGGCAAGAAGCCCCGGCAGCGCUACAUGGAGAAGAGCGGGAAAUGUAACGUCCACCACGGCAACGUGCAGGAAACCUACCGCUACCUGAGUGACCUCUUCACCACCCUGGUGGACCUCAAGUGGCGCUUCAACCUGCUGGUUUUCACCAUGGUCUACACCAUCACCUGGCUCUUCUUUGGUUUCAUCUGGUGGCUCAUCGCGUACAUCCGGGGUGAUCUGGACCAUGUGGGUGACCAGGAGUGGAUUCCUUGUGUGGAAAACCUCAGUGGCUUUGUGUCUGCUUUCUUGUUCUCCAUUGAGACAGAGACCACCAUCGGCUAUGGCUUCAGGGUCAUCACAGAGAAGUGUCCAGAAGGGAUCAUUCUCCUCCUGGUCCAGGCUAUCCUGGGCUCCAUCGUCAAUGCGUUCAUGGUGGGUUGUAUGUUUGUCAAGAUCAGCCAGCCCAAGAAGAGAGCUGAGACCCUCAUGUUCUCCAACAAUGCGGUCAUCUCCAUGCGGGACGAGAAGCUGUGCCUCAUGUUCCGGGUGGGCGACCUCCGGAACUCCCACAUCGUGGAGGCGUCCAUCCGGGCCAAGCUCAUCAAAUCUCGGCAGACCAAAGAAGGGGAGUUCAUCCCCCUGAACCAGACCGACAUUAACGUGGGCUUUGAUACUGGCGAUGACCGCCUCUUCCUGGUGUCCCCACUCAUCAUCUCCCACGAGAUCAAUGAGAAGAGUCCUUUCUGGGAGAUGUCGAGGGCUCAGCUGGAUCAGGAGGAGUUCGAAGUGGUGGUCAUUCUAGAAGGGAUGGUGGAAGCAACAGGUAUGACCUGCCAAGCACGAAGCUCCUACAUGGAUACAGAGGUGCUGUGGGGCCACCGGUUCACACCAGUUCUUACCUUGGAGAAGGGCUUCUAUGAGGUGGACUACAACACCUUCCACGACACCUAUGAAACCAAUACACCCAGCUGCUGUGCCAAGGAGCUGGCAGAAAUGAAGCGGGAAGGCCGACUCCUCCAGUGCCUUCCUAGCCCCCCAAUGCUCGGGGCCUGUACUGAGGCAGAGCAGGAUGCAGAGGCUGAACAGGAUAUACAAGAUAAGACUGAUGUGCUACGUGGGUCCCAGGAGACCAGGGGCUCGGUGUGAGGACUCCGCCCUCCCCACAGCUUCCCCUUGCUACCCUCCAUGGCACUUAUUAUAGAGUAAGGGAGAACAGAAAGGGCAAUGAGCUGUGGGUGUAGUUUGGAGGCCCAGACCCUGUGGACCCCCACUCUGUGGGGAGAAGCAGCAUAUAUACUCACCUUCACGUCAGGCUCAGGGCCUCUGGACAAGUGGCCCAGGCCUAGGCCCCGGGGGCAGUGCUGCCUCUUCUCAAGCUUCUGUCCACACUGGAUAAAGGUUGGGCCCGAUGGGUUUCCAACAGUGAGAGUGGCGAUGUGGCCUCUCUCUUCUCUCUGCCCACUGGCCCCAGUCACUUCCCUCUCUGGCUCUCAAAACCCCCUCUAG
Molecule: messenger RNA, 1863 nt
Organism: Perognathus longimembris pacificus (Pacific pocket mouse)
Lineage: Eukaryota; Metazoa; Chordata; Mammalia; Rodentia; Heteromyidae
Gene: Kcnj5
Product: potassium inwardly rectifying channel subfamily J member 5
Exons: 3
Coding region: 244-1503 (419 amino acids)
Biological process (GO): potassium ion import across plasma membrane; regulation of monoatomic ion transmembrane transport
Cellular component (GO): plasma membrane
Molecular function (GO): G-protein activated inward rectifier potassium channel activity
Source: RefSeq, a predicted model, not a curated record